This is a messenger RNA of Orcinus orca (killer whale), 1668 nucleotides long. It is a transcript of the gene GPR146, whose product is annotated as G protein-coupled receptor 146. The transcript is spliced from 2 exons. The record is from RefSeq and is a predicted model, not a curated record. Gene Ontology annotation, cellular component: membrane. Gene Ontology annotation, molecular function: G protein-coupled receptor activity. Bases 162 to 1157 code for a protein of 331 amino acids. NCBI's taxonomy places the organism in Eukaryota, Metazoa, Chordata, Mammalia, Artiodactyla, Delphinidae. Gene Ontology annotation, biological process: G protein-coupled receptor signaling pathway.
CGGGGCGGACUCCCGGGGCGGGGCGGGGCAGGAGCGGCGCGGUCACGUGUGUACACAGGCCCGCGCGGCGUGCGCGCCGUCAGCCCCGCCGCCUCUCUCGGAGCCCCGAGCUGCCCCCCUCGCGGCGACUGCGCGGUCCGCGGCCCAGCGAGCCGCCCGCCAUGUGGAGCUGCCCACUCAACGGCACGGGCGGCGAGGACCAGCUCCCCUGCCAGCAUGUCCAGCGGGCCCUGUCCGCCCUCUCGCUGCUCUACCUGCUUGUCGGCGUCCCCCUCGGCCUCGGCUACAAUGCCCUGCUGCUGCUGGUCAACCUGCACGACCCGGGCGGUAUGACCAUGCCUGACGUCUACUUCGCCAACAUGGCCGCGGCCGGCCUGGUCCUCGGCGCCCUGGCGCCUGCGCACCUGCUGGGCCCCGGCGCUGCCGGCUGGGCCGUGUGGGACGCGGGCAGCGAGGUCCACGUCACGCUGCUGGUGCUGUUCAACGUGGCGGCACUGGUGACCCUGUACUCCACGGCACUGCUGGCCCUCGACUGCUACAUCGAGCGGGCGCUGCCGCGCACCUACAUGUCGAGCGUCUACAACACCAGGCACGUGUGCGGCUUCGUGUGGGGCGGUGCCCUGCUCACCGGCUUCUCCUCCCUGCUCUUCUACAUCUGCGGCCACGUGGCUGCCAGGCUGGCCGAGUGCUCCCAGGUGCGGCACACGGAGGCGGCCGACGCCAUCAUGCUGCUCAGCGGGUACCUGGUGCCCGUCCUGGCCGUGCUGUACGCGCUCGUGCUCCUCACGCGGAUCCGGAAGGAGGACACGCCACUCGACCGGGACGCGGGCCAGCCGGACCCCUCGGCGCACAGGCUGCUGGUGGCCACCGUGUGUGUGCAGUUCGGGCUCUGGACGCCCCACUACCUGACGCUCCUGGGGCGCACGGUCCUGGCUGCGCAGGGGAGGCCAGCGGACGGGCACCACCUGGGGGCGCUGCUCCUCGCCAAGGACCUGUCCAGGUUCCUGGCCUUCGCCAGCAGCGCUGUGGUGCCGCUUCUUUACCGCCACAUGGACAGAAACUUCCCCGGCAAACUCCGGCGGCUGAUGAAGAAGCUGCAACGUGGGCACCAGAGCUGCUCCUUGGACGAAGCGGGGGCACAGCCGGCGAUGGCGUAGACGCUGCUCCACGGGCCUCGGCCAACCGAGGGGCAGCCGGCGCGUGGCAGAAGGCACAGCCCGCAGGGACCGGGUCCCCCGCGCCCGCUGCUUGCUCCCCCCCCCCCCCCGGCGUCCAGGAGACUUGCUGGCCCUGCAUCACCCGCUCCCUCCCUCCCUCUCCCCAGGAGACCAGGCAGAGCCAGGCGAGUCCCCCACAAGAAGCCACCCUCAGGCCGAGGCCGUGAUGUCCGAGCAGCAGGUGCCAGGCGUGAGGAUGAGCUGGGCCAUCGGGGUACCUGGCCGCCCGCAGGGUGUGUGCUUGUCUCCUACGGGCGCCUUUCUGGUCCACGCCUGCAGCAGCCUGCUUCCCUCAGCCUCACGUCUGGCUUUCAAAUGAGUGAUGAAAAUCUAACGCCACUAUUUAUACUUUGUAUUGUUAAAAUACUCCAUCCCCCCUCCCUCUUGUUUUGUUGUGUAUGAAGAGACGUUUGGUAGGAAAGUCAGAAGGUAUUAAAAUGAAGGAGACACA